Molecule: messenger RNA, 2184 nt
Organism: Angiostrongylus costaricensis
Lineage: Eukaryota; Metazoa; Nematoda; Chromadorea; Rhabditida; Metastrongylidae
Source: the annotation of a GenBank genome assembly
UGUCAGUUUAUUCCUAUGUUGUUCCUAUUACUAAUUAUUCCACUAGUCUGUAGCCCAAUAACUAUUAUCCCUAGAAAACUGCUAUUCUCAGACCCCAAAUACUCGGUUUUCUCUCUCAGUCCGAACGGAAGAUUUCUUGGCUACAUUGCUCCAGAUAACAACGGCGUAAAAAAUGUGUUUCUGAGAUGCAUUUCAUGCAAUCAUACGCGACAAGUGACUUUCGAAAAUAGAGAUGACGUACUCGGAUACUCAUGGACUGCUGUUCCUGAUUUGAUUGUGUACCAUCAAGACAACAACGGUGAUGAGAACACUAUGCUCUUCAAGAAGAAUAUCUCAGAGGUUGCGAUAAUGAUGGAUCCACAAAAGAGAACGGUGAUUUCUAAUUGCUUUGGAGUGAAGGCGAUUAUCCUCGGCAACAAUUUGAGGGAUUCACGAAUUCUUGUUGGACUCAACGACAGAAAUCCAACUUUCCAUGAUGUCUACUCUUUCGAUUUACUGACUGAUUCUAUGACGUUAAUACUAAAAAAUAAUCGUUUCCCGAUGUUUGUCAUCGACAACGACCUGGACAUUCGUCUCGCUGCUCAAGAACAGCCCGAUGGCUCACUGAUAAUAUCCCCGAAAGCUGAUCUGUCAAUGUUGACAACAGAGCCCUCGGAUUGGAGUGAGUACAUUCUGGUGCAAGCUGAAGACACUGCAAUAGCUGGGCCGAUUAAAUUCGACAAAUUCAACGAACACAUGUAUUGGUUGUGGAGUGAUGAAAACAACGAUCUUGGAACCCUUGUCAAGUUUCCAUUCGAUGUUCCUGAAAAGAGAGAGGUACUCUAUACUGCGACUCGUGCUCAGAUCUCCACCAUUCUAUUCCAUCCGACGGAUAAAACGUUGCUGGCCAUCACUGAGCUCUAUCACAAACCGGAGCUUUUUGUUACUAACAAUACCGUGGUUGAGGACUUUCAGUACUUAGUAAACCUUCGACCACAUGGAUCACUUGAGAUUUUAUCUUUAAGUUUAGAUAUGUCAAUGUGGUUGGUGACAUAUUUGUCCGCUGACAAACCGUACGAAAUCUUCAUUUAUAGAAAAUGGAUGAAGAAGGCCGAAUUUUUCUUCAAUAAUCGACCGGAGCUUAAAGCCUAUAAGCUGAAUAAUCAAAUCGGUUUCGAUUUCAAGACUAGAGAUAACAUGGUCCUUCAGGCUUAUCUAAGUCUUCCACCUGAGAUUUCUCUUCGUCGUCCUCAAGAUGUGCCAAUGGCCGAUCGCGGUUACGCCGAACUUGGCAUGCUACCUGUGAAACCUCAAAAACUAAUCGUAAACGUACAUGGAGGACCAAAGGCUAGAGAUAGUUACGGAUUUUCCCCAAUGAACGCUUGGCUUACGAAUCGUGGUUAUGCAGUGCUACAGGUGAACUUCCGUGGGAGUGCCGGUUUCGGUAGGCGACUGACAAAUGCCGGUGACGGAGAAUGGAGCAGAAAAAUGCACUUCGACAUUCUUGACGCUGUCGAUUUUGCUAUCGCCAAGGGUAUCACCAACGGUUCUUUAGUAGCAAUUAUGGGCGGGAGCUACGGUGGUUACGAAACAUUGGCCGCUCUAACUUUCACUCCUGAUGUUUUCGCUUGCGGAGUGGAUAUUGUUGGACCAUCGAAUUUGGUGACUUUAAUACAAACGGUUCCACCAUAUUGGAAAGGCUUCCACAUGAAACUCAUACGAAUGCUGGGAGCCGACAUUGUUAGCGAAGAAGGGCGUCAAUCACUCGCUGCUCGCUCACCGCUAUUCUUUGCUGAUCGAGUUAAAAAACCGCUCAUUAUCCUUCAAGGCGCUAAUGAUCCUCGUGUGAAACAACAGGAAUCGGAUCAAUUUGUUGAAGCUCUGAAGAAGAACAACAUCCCUGUUAGCUAUAUUCUCUACCCGGAUGAAGGCCAUGGGUUUAGAAAGGUUUCUAAUCGACUGGCAAUGUGUGGUUUCAUCGAAAAAUUCUUGCAUUCAUGUCUUGGAGGACGAUAUGAACCAUACCAACAAGGACAGUACAACUCGACGGCAAUCGUUAGCAUUUAUUUUCGUAAAUCUUUGAGGGCACGUGUAGUGGCACCAUCAUUCCUCCUCCAUCGGACAACGAAGUCUCGAUCACCCGUUGUCCGAUCUAUUCCAAAUCCGCCGCGCUCUAGUGACGUUGUUCCUACACAAAUCCACUAA